AUGUCAGUGACGGGCGAGCCGUUGAAACACCCCCUGGCGGAGCUUCUGAGUGCCGGGUUCGGCCACCGCUAUCGGGAGGGCUUCGUGGUGACGCAGCCCGGUGGCAUCGUAAUGCCCGCAGAGUUCCUGCUGGAUGCCCAGCGCAUACUAGACUUCCCAGUCAAGGAGGACGACGUCUGGCUGGUCACCUUCCCCAAGUCCGGUACCACCUGGACACAGGAGUUGGUCUGGUUACUGAUGAACGAGAUGGACUUCAAAACCGCGAAAGAGAUUUGCAUCACCGAACGGUUCCGGUAUAUCGAGCGCAUGAGUACGCUGCCCAAGGCGACCAGACAGGGAGCCCCGGACACGAUCCAGCUGGCCGCGGACCAGCCGUCCCCCAGACUCAUCAAGAGCCACCUGCCGCCGGCACUGCUACCGAGGCAGUUGUGGAGCGUCAGGCCCAAGAUCAUAUACGUUGCCAGAAGUCCUACGGACGCCGCCACCUCCUAUUACUACUUCAAUCGUCUCGUUCACGGAAUUAGUCUCUCACUGGAUGAGUUCCUCGAGUGUUUCCUCGCGGAUGUUGUUCAGUUCACUCCAUACUGGACAAGCGUUCUGGAAUUUUGGAAUCUGCGGAGUGAGCCUAAUAUUUUGUGGAACACCUACGAAGAAAUGAAACAGGACGUGGGAGCAGUCAUCCGCAAGACAGCCGCAUUCCUGGGCAAGAGUGUGACAGACGAGCAGUUGCACCAACUGGAGGGCCACCUGAGCUUCAGCAGCAUGAGGGCCAAUCCGGCCACCAACUGCAGCGACGUGAUGCUCAGUUUGAGGACCAGCAUUGGUCUACCGCCGCCGCCCUCCGAUCAGGCCUUCAUGCGAGAGGGCAAAGUGGGCCAGGCCAGGCUGCGCAUGUCCCCAGAAAUGAACCGCCGCUUCGACCAGUGGAUCCAGGAAAACAUUCGUGGCACUGGUGGGCGAGCCCGUAAAGCCAAACAGGCGCCGCUGCCGAUGGCGCGCAGGGCCGCCAACCGAUGCGCCGCACAUGCAAAUGCCCACAUUUUCGGCUGCCUCGGCAAUGGCUGCCAAUCGCCGCCACCUGACGCCGCGCUCGACCCAAUUGUGUGCCGCGCCGGCGCAGAGGUCGGCGGAACCGACUUCCCCAAGUCAGCCGCGCCCACUGAUCUGCGGGACAGUCAAGGCGGACACCGCAACCGUCCGAGGAAGAAGUGGCCGCUCGUUGUUAUAAACCCAAUGUUCAAAUGUGUGUGA
Molecule: messenger RNA, 1251 nt
Organism: Schistocerca piceifrons (Central American locust)
Lineage: Eukaryota; Metazoa; Arthropoda; Insecta; Orthoptera; Acrididae
Product: luciferin sulfotransferase-like
Exons: 7
Coding region: 1-1251 (416 amino acids)
Biological process (GO): sulfation
Cellular component (GO): cytoplasm
Molecular function (GO): sulfotransferase activity
Source: RefSeq, a predicted model, not a curated record